Aspergillus steynii IBT 23096 is the source of this 2540-nucleotide messenger RNA. Its product is annotated as putative TBC domain protein. The record is from RefSeq and is a predicted model, not a curated record. Gene Ontology annotation, molecular function: GTPase activator activity. The transcript has 3 exons. Gene Ontology annotation, biological process: activation of GTPase activity. Lineage: Eukaryota; Fungi; Ascomycota; Eurotiomycetes; Eurotiales; Aspergillaceae. The coding region runs from base 143 to 2416 and encodes 757 amino acids.
UUAUCUUUCCCAUUCGCUGCGCGAACACAUCUGUCUCUCCGAUAUUGGACACAGUAUCUCGGUUAUUCCCUCGCUUAGCGUGUUCUCAUACAUUCGUCGCGAUAUCCUGGGUUUCGAAAGCAAUUGGUGCCUGCGAUACGAGAUGACGACCGUCUGUACAACCCCCAACUCGCCGCCCGAGUUAUCCGGGUCCAAAUCCUCCAAAUCCUCCUCGUUCCGCUCCUCGUCGCAACUAUCAGCCCCGGACGGCAUCCUAACCGAUAUUUCCAACUUCGAAGAGAUCGGCCUGGAAGACGAUGCGGAUUUGUCCUAUAAGGAGGCUGCUUACGGGCGACCCGCUGGGCUGUCGCGGUCUUCGACGGCCAGGCUGCAAGCCAAAUCCCCCGUUACCACGACACGCGACCUAACGUCAGCCCCCAAAUCGACCAAAACCCCUUAUCCGCCCUUACAAAAACAGGUCAACGGCACCUUGAGCCUCCAGACUCGGGCCGGCUCUAAGUCUAAGACCGGGGGCAAGCGCGAUUCGAAUAGCACCACGACAUCCUCGUUGCACCCUUCCAAGCCCCACCGUUCGCGCUCCACGUCGCCCCUGCGGCCGUCGUCUGCCCUCGGCUCGUCGCCUUCGACCAACAGUCUAUCUUUGUCGCCCGUCAGUGCGCGACCUGCUCUCAAUCGCAAACAAUCGUGGCAACCGAAUCGCAAGUCUCUCAGAGAAUUGGAGGAGGAAUAUCAUGAUUCAGACGAGGAUUUACCGGAGGAUGCUAGUCUGUGGAAUGUGCCCAUAUCUCCUCGGCCGAUGCAAGAUCGUGCGCCGUCUCGAGGGACAAGUCCCGACGGCCGAAGUCCAGGCCCGCGACCUUUGCCGUUGUCGCACUCGGUCUCGGAAACGAAUGUUCCUCUGUCUCCAGGGGCCAAAUCUCCGGGCGCAUCUCGUCCCGGCCGACACAGCACGCGAUCAACCUCUGCAGGACCGAAGAGCGGCCAGAUUUCUCCGCGGAACCCCCGCGUCUACUCGUACAACAGCAUGAUGUCUGAUUUGUCGGAGGAGGCGAAAAUCAUCACGGAGGCGCUCGAGUUCCAUGCCGAUGAACAUGAGCGGAAACGCGGGGAGAACCUACAGAGUGGCCUGUCGUCGAUGCGAUCGAGCACAGACUCCAAGCGGGGGUCCAGAGGCACCAUCGAGUUGCCUCCCCUGCAGAAAUCCAACAUUAUGAUAGACCCCUUGCCGAUCAGCAAGGAAAAAGAAAAGGUCUUGUCACGGACGCGGCCCAGCUGGCUUCCUCCGAAAGAUCAGAAGGAGGAAAAGAAACACCUGAAGGAAUACAAGCAGAUGAUGGCUCAAUCCCGAGAGGCAGACAAGCGUCGGGCCGCGAAGGCCGCCUCGGCCAAAUGCGAGAAAGACAAUACCCGAGAGGCCCUGCAGAACAUCUGGGAUGACUACGUGUAUCCAAACUGGAACCGUGCCAUUGGUGAAACCCGUACGCGCGAACUUUGGUGGCGGGGGGUUCCUCCGAAAACCCGAGGAACGACCUGGCAGCGUGCCAUCGGCAACGAGCUGGCGCUGUCUGAAGAAACGUACAAAAAGGCGCUGCAGCGAGCCAAGGAUGUCAGGUCCAGGCCCGCCGGAGAUUCCGGCGAGAGCAACAAAAGGAUGCGAGAGUGGUUUGAUGCCAUCGAAGCAGACGUGUCCAAAGCAUUCUCGGAUUUGAGUCUCUUCCAGGAAGGUGGUCCGUUGCGCGAUACGUUGAUCGACGUGCUUGAGGCAUACUCCAUGUAUCGCAGCGACGUGGGCUACAUCAGCGGUCUCCACACUAUUGCCGCUCUUCUCGUCCUUCAAUUCCCAUCCCCUGCAUCCGCAUUCCUGGCCAUGGCCAAUGCACUCAACCGGCCGCUGGCCGUGGCCUUUCUCACCUUAGAUCGUGGGGCCAUUGGCCGUACAUAUUCGCUAGCGUCUGCGACGCUUCGCUAUAAAUUCCCUCGUCUUGCCUCUCACCUCCACGAGACACUGCAGCUCACUGACGAGGAUAUCUGGGAACCCAUGUUCCGCUCCCUCCUCACCAACGGGCUCGACUUGGAGCGCGCGAGUCGCGUCUGGGACUGCUGGGUGUUCGAGGGGGAUCGCAUCAUGAUUCGCGCGGCGGUGGCGAUUCUCGGCUGCCUGCAGGCCCAGCUGUUUGGAUUCACCAGCCCGGACGACCAGGGUCGUCUCGCAGUCAAAAACAUUCUGGGAUGGGGUCCGCGUCACACGGGGACUAAACCACGGGAGCGUCACAGCGCUCCGGCAGCUUCUGCCGCCGGGUUUGGCGGCGGACAGUUUGCCAACGCCGGUGAUGGUGACUACUGGAUACUCACCUCUGCAGGUGACGAGGAUGGAUUCAUGACUGAAGUUCGGGAAGCGGGUAAAGUGCGAAAUUAGAAGUCGAAUAUUAAUUGAAUACCUGGGCUAUGAUCCGGUUAGAGCGUCCCGGUUGUCGCCUUCGAGCAGUCGUGUGUUUUUAGUGCUUUCCUUCUCUUUCUUCGUGUUCUCUUUGGAGCCGACU